Molecule: messenger RNA, 1192 nt
Organism: Misgurnus anguillicaudatus (oriental weatherfish)
Lineage: Eukaryota; Metazoa; Chordata; Actinopteri; Cypriniformes; Cobitidae
Product: granzyme K-like
Biological process (GO): proteolysis
Molecular function (GO): serine-type endopeptidase activity
Source: RefSeq, a predicted model, not a curated record
AGCUAUUUGAUUAUUUAUCCUUUUCUGUUGGUCGCCUUUUUCAAAGUGUCAGAUUGCUCUGAAGUGUCUAUUGUUGGAGGAAAAGAUGUGAAAAAACUUGAACCAUGGAUGGUGUCGAUUCAGAAGGACGAGCAUCAUGUGUGUGGAGGAAUUCUCAUUAAAGACCAGUGGGUUUUAACUGCUGCUCACUGCAAACAUGAGCCCAUAAAAUCUGUGACAGUUCUCAUUGGGACUCUGUCUCUGAGUAAAACUAAAGGAUCUCAUCGUGUUGGCAUUCUCAGUUUUGAGCACCCCAAAGCAUACAAUAAUCAAACUAAAAGGGAUGACAUUAUGCUCAUUAAGUUAAACAAAAAAGUGAAAGCAAAGCCCAAAAAACUCCACAAAAAGGAGCAAGACUUUCGACCUGGAACAAAAUGUGUUGUAACAGGUUGGGGAACUAAGAAUUCAAAAGUUUUGCAGGCUUCUGAUAAACUGCAAAUGUUAGAUGUGACUAUUGUGGACAAAGAACUGUGCGAAUGCUUUUACAAGGAUGAGCUUGUCAUUACAAAUGAUAUGCUGUGUACAAGAAACACGGAGAAAAACAGAGGCCCUUGUCAGGGAGAUUCCGGUGGACCACUGGAAUGUAAAAAAAACCUUGUUGGAGUCGUUUCAGGAUCGAGGGGAUGUGGUGUUCCUGGGAAACCAACUGUGUACACUUUUCUUUCUAAAAAGCACAUCUUCUGGAUCAACAACAUGCUAAAAAAACAAUUUAACAGAACAACCUAUUAGGAACAUACUUUAUAUGAUAUCAUCAUCAUAUUAGAUUGUAAUCCAUAAGUGUUUAUUUACAAAGCGUAUGCUGAUUUAAAAAAAAUUAAUUCAAGAAUACAGUUUAACAAAUAUGACUGAGUAUCUAAUAUUAAGUUAUUGUGCUUUGCUUUUGAUUGAUAUGGUCUCUUGAUAUGUAGUGGAUUACUGAAAAAUGUGUUCUUAAUUAUUUGUCUUUUCUAACAUUAAAUGCAUUUAACGCCAAACACAACAAGAAAGUUUCCAUUAUUUUUUUGUGAUGGCUUAAUACUCAAAACACACUCAGACACUUCCCCUGCAUAAUUCAAAGUGUCAUAACAAGCAAAGACAUCAAAGCUGAGGACAGAACGACACAAACCGAACUUUUGAGGCGUGCAUUUGUCUAUCAACGGCACAGUGUCACAAA